Molecule: messenger RNA, 310 nt
Organism: Lymnaea stagnalis (great pond snail)
Lineage: Eukaryota; Metazoa; Mollusca; Gastropoda; Lymnaeidae
Source: the annotation of a GenBank genome assembly
GGAUGAUAAAAAGAAAGGUGGUAAAGGAUCAUACGAUGAUGAGUUACCUCCAUUCCCCAUGAUAGGCUACCCCGUGCUGCUGGGAUUCGACCCAUGGAUGAUGAACGGUGGGCCGAACUGGGGCAUGUUCGGGCGAAGAAGGCGAGAGAAAUCAGACGAAAAAGGAUUGUCUAGAGCAAAACGAGACGCGUCUGAAGAUGAAAGCGAGACCAAUGAUAGGAAGAACGGAGAUAAACGCGAUGAGACGGCGCGUACUGCUGGGCAAGAUAAAGAAGGCGUUGGCGCCAGCAAAAGCAGCGACCCUCAGGAC